AUGUCUCUCUCACUACUCAAAUCGUUAAAGUUACAAAAUAGCAGAGUUUGGGCCAUUGACUUUACUUCACGAGAGAAGAUAAUUGCUAUAGCAUCACAGGACCAUAAAAUUAAAUUAGUGAAAAUAAUCGACCCAGAUACAAAGCAAUUUAAACUAUUGAGCAUUUUAGAUGAAACAGUGCAUAAGAAAGCUGUCCGAUCUGUUGCAUGGAGACCACUAGCUACUCCACCUUGUCUAGCAGCUGGGUCAUUUGAUGCCACUGUGUCUAUUUGGAGCCACAUAUCGGAUGAAAAUGAAUUUACCAAUAAUGAACAGUUUGAUGAGACUCAAGAAAAUAUGGAAUUAUUGGCUAUUAUUGAAGGACAUGAGAAUGAAAUUAAAGGCGUGAGUUGGUCAUAUGACGGGAUGUUUCUUGCUACUUGUUCCAGAGACAAAUCGGUAUGGAUUUGGGAAACUGAUGAAGCUGGUGAAGAUUUCGAAUGUGUUUCUGUUUUACAAGAACAUUCACAGGACGUCAAGCAUGUCGUAUGGCAUCCACGCAAGUGUCUGUUGGCUUCCAGUUCCUACGAUGAUACUAUUAGAUUGUGGUCGGAAUUUGAUGAUGAUUGGGAAUGUGUGGCUAUAUUAAAUGGUCAUGAAGGUACCGUUUGGUCAUCUGAUUUUGAAAAAAGUGGUAAUGUUGAUACAAUUAGAUUAUGUAGUGGUAGCGAUGAUUCUACAGUACGUGUAUGGAAAUAUCAAGGCGAAGAUAUGGAUGGUCAACAGGAAUGGAUUUGCCAAAGCAUCUUACCUAAAAUACACGAAAGACAAAUAUAUAGUGUUUCUUGGAAUGAAAAUGGGUUGAUCGCCAGUACAGGUUCUGAUGGAACCCUUGCUGUAUAUAAAGAAAAUGGGUCAAAUGAAUGGGAAAUCAUUGCUAAAAAGGAGUUAUGCCAUCAUGUUAGUGAAGUGAAUCAAGUGAAAUGGGUCUCCAUUAAUGGAAAAGAUUAUUUAAUUACUUCUGGUGACGACGGCUGCGUGAAUAUUUGGUCAUUUGAUAAUAAUUAG
Molecule: messenger RNA, 1047 nt
Organism: Arxiozyma heterogenica
Lineage: Eukaryota; Fungi; Ascomycota; Saccharomycetes; Saccharomycetales; Saccharomycetaceae
Gene: CIA1
Product: iron-sulfur cluster assembly protein CIA1
Exons: 1
Coding region: 1-1047 (348 amino acids)
Biological process (GO): iron-sulfur cluster assembly
Cellular component (GO): cytosolic [4Fe-4S] assembly targeting complex
Molecular function (GO): protein binding
Source: RefSeq, a predicted model, not a curated record